AUGCGCCUUAAGCUCUUAUCAGUUGAGGCAGCGCUGCUUCUUGCUCUUCCCGAACUGGCUCGAGCUGCUACCAGGAAGUUCGAUUUUGAGAUUGGUUGGGUCAGAGCUAAUCCCGACAAUGCUUUCGAGCGCCCAGUUAUUGGAAUCAAUGGCCAAUGGCCCAUUCCCACCAUCGAGGUUGACAUUGGUGACCGAGUUAUCAUAAAUGCGCAUAACAAUCUGGGAAAUCAAUCCACCUCCCUACAUUUCCAUGGCCUCUACAUGAAUGGAAGCACGCAUAUGGACGGCCCUGCUGGUGUCAGCCAAUGCCCGAUCGUUCCUGGAACUAGCUUUACAUACAACUUCACUGUUGAUCAACCCGGCACAUACUGGUAUCACAGUCACACUGCAGCACAAUACCCAGACGGUCUACGCGGGCCCUUUAUCGUCCAUGAUAAAGACUUCCCGUACGCAAAGAAAUACGAUGAAGAGGUUGUCUUGACACUUUCUGAUUGGUACCAUGAUGAGAUGCGAUCCCUCAUACCACAAUUCAUGGCCAAGUCCAAUCCUUCAGGCGCUGAACCUGUGCCCAAGAAUGCCCUCAUGAACGAAACCACAAACUUCACCAUGUCUGUUCAGCCCGAAAAGACAUACCUGUUCCGGGUGAUCAAUGUUGGUGCUUUUGCGGGUCAAUAUCUGUGGUUUGAAGGGCACAAAAUGCGAAUUGUCGAGGUUGAUGGUAUCUACACUGAGGAAGCGGAGGCAGAAAUGAUCUAUAUCUCGGCUGCUCAGCGAGUUAGUUUUCUACUUACUACCAAGAAGGACACUUCUAAGAAUUUCCCUAUUAUUGCUAGUAUGGAUACAACUCUCUUUGACGUCCUGCCCCCGGACCUGAACUACAACUCUACCGGUUGGUUGGUCUACGAUAAGAAGGCCGAGAACCCAGUUCCAGCUACUGUCGAAUCACUGGAUCCGUUCGAUGAUAUGACCCUCGUUCCAUAUGACAAGAUGGAAAUUCUUGGAAAGCCCGACAAGGAGGUUGUCCUAGAUGUCAAGAUGGAUAACUUGAAGGAUGGCAAGAAUUACGCCUUCUUCAACGACAUCACGUAUACCGAGGCCAAAGUCCCCACGCUCUACACAGCGCUCAGUGCAGGGAAAGAUGCCGAAGAUCCUACUGUAUACGGCACUUACACACACUCCAUGGUCCUCAAGAAGAACGAGAUUGUUCAGCUUGUUGUGAACAACCUCGACUCUGGCCGGCAUCCUUUCCAUCUUCACGGUCAUGCAUUCCAGUCUGUUUAUCGCUCCGAGGAAGAGGCUGGUAUCUGGGCCGAUGCCAAUGUCACAGAAAGCAACCUGCCAAAAACCCCUAUGCGACGUGAUACUCUAGUCAUCUACCCCAACGGCAACAUUGUGAUGCGCUUCAAGGCGGACAACCCAGGUGUCUGGCUGUUUCAUUGUCACAUUGAGUGGCACGUUAUCUCCGGUCUCAUUGCUACUUUCGUAGAAGAUCCCCUUGCCCUACAAGAAACCAUUGAGAUCCCAAAGAACCAUCUCGAUGCAUGUGCCGCCGCCGGUAUGCCUACGAAGGGUAACGCUGCUGCCAACACUGAAGACUUUCUUGAUCUUACUGGUGAGAACAAACCUGCCAAGACUCUACCGCCUGGUUUCACACCUCGUGGUAUCGUCGCACUCGUUUUCAGCUGCAUUUGCGGUAUUCUCGGCGUGGCUGUUGUUGCAUGGUACGGCUUUUCUGCACCGGUUGACUCAACCAGUGCUGGUGCUCUCAGUGCCGGUCUUGUUGAAAACGACUCGGGAGAUGUCCAUUCUGCUCAGAAGGGCCCUCAGGAGACAGUUGUUUCGCCAACAGGCGAUGCGAGAAGUCACUAA
This is a messenger RNA of Fusarium pseudograminearum CS3096, 1869 nucleotides long. RefSeq lists its product as uncharacterized. Gene Ontology annotation, cellular component: high-affinity iron permease complex. The transcript is spliced from 5 exons. Bases 1 to 1869 code for a protein of 622 amino acids. Gene Ontology annotation, biological process: reductive iron assimilation; cellular response to iron ion starvation. NCBI's taxonomy places the organism in Eukaryota, Fungi, Ascomycota, Sordariomycetes, Hypocreales, Nectriaceae. The record is from RefSeq and is a predicted model, not a curated record. Gene Ontology annotation, molecular function: copper ion binding; ferroxidase activity.